Messenger RNA from Salvelinus sp. IW2-2015, 5732 nucleotides. RefSeq names its product scavenger receptor class B member 1. The record is from RefSeq and is a predicted model, not a curated record. Gene Ontology annotation, molecular function: scavenger receptor activity; low-density lipoprotein particle binding; lipid binding. Gene Ontology annotation, biological process: cholesterol import; plasma lipoprotein particle clearance; recognition of apoptotic cell. Lineage: Eukaryota; Metazoa; Chordata; Actinopteri; Salmoniformes; Salmonidae. Gene Ontology annotation, cellular component: cytoplasm; caveola.
UUCCGCUCAUGAUCGCUUACAGUCGAUUUCAAGACAAGCCUCAUUCAUGUAUCUGUUUUUGGACUUUAAGAUCAUAUUCUCGAGAGUGGCAAGGUCCUUCAACACUUGAGGUGUUGUUGUGAGUUGGUUGACAUUCCGUAAACUUCUUGCCUUGUCUAGAUCUGCAACGAACAAGGCAGCGCUCCGAACAAAAGCCAGUGAAUUUGACAUUGCAAAUAGCGUACAUGCGUUGUUCUUAUCUAUACAUUUCAGUAGGCCUACAGUUUUAUUGGUGAACAGUUAAACUGUGUUCAUAACAAUGAAUAAAUCUAAGUUAGCAAUCGGACUUUUUGUCGCAGGUACGCUCACUGCAGUGUUUGGGUUAGUUAUUCUAUUCGUUGGACCAAUCAUCAUUGACGACCAAAUUGUGAAGAACUUAAUAAUAGACCCUAAGAAUGAGAUGUCUUACACCAUGUGGAAGGACGUCCCUGUCCCGUUCUUCAUGUCUGUCUACUUCUUCAACAUCCUCAACCCCACCGAAGUCCUUGCGGGAGAGAAACCCAUGGUGGAGCAGAGAGGACCAUACGUAUACAGGAAGCGUCUUCAGAAGCAGAACAUCACGUUCCAUCCCAACGACACAGUGUCGUAUCUUGAAUACAGGAGCUACUUCUUUGAGCCCAGCAUGUCAGUGGGCAACGAGUCGGAUGUGGUCACCAUCCCCAACAUGCUGGUGUUGGGUGCGGCGGUGAUGAUGGAGAACAUGCCAUUCGCAGUGCGUCUGUUGCUCAGCACCACCUUUAAGGGCUUUGAGGAGGGACCCUUCCUAAACAAGUCUGUAGGGGAGCUGAUGUGGGGCUACGACAGCAAGCUGGUGGACUUCCUCAAUAAAUGGUUCCCUGGGAUGCUGCCCUCCACUGGCAAGUUUGGCCUCUUCUCUGAGUUCAACAACUCCAACACUGGUCUGUUCACCGUCCACACGGGGAAGGAUGACAUCCGGCUGAUUCACAAAGUGAACUCAUGGAACGGCUUGACCAAGUUGAUAUAUUGGAAGACUCCCCAGUGUAACAUGCUCAACGGUACAGCAGGACAAAUGUGGCCUCCCUUCAUGACCAAGGAGUCCACACUGCCGUUCUACAGUCCUGACGCCUGCAGGUCUUUGGAGCUGGUGUACCAGCGUGAGGGGAUAAUGAAAGGGAUUCCCCUCUAUCGCUUUGUGGCUCCUAAGACUAUGUUCGCUAAUGGCUCCGACUACGCUCUCAAUGAGGGCUUCUGUCCCUGCAGACAAUCUGGCCUCCUCAACGUCAGCAGCUGCAGAUCCAACGCCCCAGUGUUCAUUUCCCAACCCCACUUCUACAAUGCUGACCCUGUGCUGCUGGACUACGUACAGGGACUUCAGCCUACUGAGGACGAACACGGACUAUUCAUAGACAUCCACCCUGAGACUGGCGUGCCUCUGAAUGUGUCUAUCCGUCUGCAGCUCAACCUGUACAUGAAGAAGGUGUCGGGUAUCACGGAAACAGGGAAGAUCUCAGAGGUUGUGAUGCCCAUGAUCUGGUUUGAGGAGAAUGGGUAUAUGGACGGUGCCAUCGUGAAAACGUUCCACACCAACCUGGUGGUAUUGCCAAUGGUGAUGGUGUACAUGCAGUACUGUUUCCUAGGCCUGGGCCUGGCCACCGCACUGGGAGCUGUACUACUACACUACAGCGGGAAGGUGUUGUUGAAAAAAGAUCUGCCCACAGUGAUAGAGAACCAUGGGGCAACGGUUAAAGACCCAGUAAACGGCUCAGAUGCCCACAAACAGAUGGACACAUUUAUCAUGAAUGACACAGAUCCUAAAAUGUGAGAGGACUGUCAUACCGGACGCCAGCGUCAGCACUUCAUCCAGCGAGCAAACCCCUCUAAUACAGGACCACGUGGACUAACACGCAUGUAGGGGAGAGCUGCCUAGCCCAGUUCUGCAGGACUCUGUCUGCAUGUGUUUUAUUGAGACUGAUGAUCACUGGAACUCCAAAAACCACUGAUUCUCUCCUGCUAUCUAUAUCUCUCUCUCUCUCUCUCUCUCUCUCUCAGCUAUAAACUCUCUCACCUGGUACAGUUCUCACCUGGUCCUGCAUCUGCUCUGGGAGACUUUGGAGACCUUCAUUCUGUUCAGGACUCACCGAUCAACAGGGAAGGGCAGGACCACCCCGGUUGGUUCUGCUCUCUGGUGGUGUCCCAUCCAACCCUCCAAUGAGGAUCCACUCUCGGAAUACAUCAUGGAACAUCACCGCAUCCUCAGUCGCUGUUAUGUGAAUCUUUCCUCGUCUGUUUGUCCUUCCAUUUCUUCAGAUGUUUUAACAACUUAGUAUCAUGUGUUUUUACUAUUCCUGAAAUGCCAUAGAAAACCACUCCACUAGAUCUGUAUUGUCCUGCUUUCCUUUCCUCUGGUCUGUGUAGAAGUUGCCUGUAUGCACAGACCUAGGAUCAGAAAAUCCUACCCUUAGACUUUAGGGGAAGAAAUGGAAAAGUGACCCCAAAUCGGCACCUAAAAGCAACUUCAUUCUACAAUAUCUCACCAGACCAACGAWUCAAAAAGUUAACUUGUUUUUGGGGUGAAUUCCAGUCAAUUCAGGAAGUAGACUGAAAUUCCAACUAUCUUCCAUGCUUUUCAAUUAGGGAAACUGGAAUUUGGUUUACUUUCUGAAUUAACUGUAAUUUAGAUGGGAUUUACCCCCAACCCAGGGGCAAAGGCCCACCCACUCAGGUUGCUCCAAAAAACGCAAAACUUGUCUGUUCCAAAUGGGAUAUUAUUUGUCUUUUUUACCUACGCACAGUACUUGACUUGGGCAGGAGCUCACUGGAACUGAGUACUGGCAACUCCAGUGUUCUUCUGCUUGAAUUCCUGCACCUCCUAUUGAAUAUUAACUCCAAAGUAUUAAGGAGUUCUGGCACUUAAAUAUAAACUGUACCGGCACCCAAAAUGAGUACUGGCAAGUCAAACACUGGCCUAAACAUGUCUAUGCAAACAGAAGGAAGGGUGUGUGUGAAAAUGAAAGGGAUAUAUAUUUAAAAUACAUUUUAUUUGGCAGAUACCUUUUCAGGGCAUCUUACAUAAAAUCUGGUGCUGUACAUAAAAUCCAUUUCAUUUAGGCCUAUGUAAUGAAUUUGAAUGAAUUAUUUACCGGGAAGUAAGAGAAACUGUCAGCUUACCAAUUUCAAAAUAAUGGGAGGGUUCUUGCAUGUGUCACUUCACACUGAUACCAUGUGCAGUAAACCGUAGCAAUAGCUGUGGAGGCUAGACUGUAGGAUACUCACCGUGAGCCAGCAAAGACUCACUAGCCAACAAAGCUCACUGUUUACAUUUUUUUAAAGAUGCCAUUUCUAGAAGAGGAUGUUGAAGCAUAUGCCGUGGUAUUUGAUAUUCGUGAUUUCACCAURAAGGGCCUCCAGUCCCCCUCUAUAUUACUCAGUUCUAAUUUAAGGGCCUUUAAGACAUUUUCAGUAAAUUCAAUCAGCGCUUACAAUGCUGUUUUCAUUCAACACUUAAAAAAAUAAAAAAAUAACUUAGAAAUCAUGAAACGCUCUUCUCCACUUCGACUCAUGGACAUCAGUCCAGUGAAAUAAAGUUCUUUAAAUGUAUGCUCCGAUGUGCCUCGCAAAUAAUAGGCUCUUGUCUUACCCGUGUUAAUAGCCUAGCUUGACUCAUUUUGAAAUAGAAGGGAUUCUACGUUAUUUAUAAGGGUAGGUCUACAUGGAUGAAACUGGAUCUGUUAUUUAUAUAGGAAAAUAGGCAAAUGCAUGAAACAGCCAAACAGUAUUUCCAGUCAAUGAUUUUUAGGAAUUGAAUUGGAAAUAGAACUGUGCUGUGUUUCUCUGCCCAUGCAUUAUAGUUAGUCCCUAUAGGGCCUAUCGACCAUUUAAUUGUUCAUCAGAUUCUUCAUUUGCAAUUAAUAAUAUUCUCACCCAUUACAUUAUUGUCAAUUUAAUCUGGUCUUUAUGCUAACUGUGUGAAAUUACUUUUGCUAUAGUUUAGGUGUAGUUUCGUCAGCAUUCGUAAUGCUUAUAACCUAAAUUCUGGUUGAUAUUAAGAGGAUGGUUGGUUGAUAUUAAGAAGAUGUCAUUUUUCCCCCCAUCAGAGCUGCACAGACCUGAUGGGCCAUCGGCUGCACAGACCUGAUGGGGGGGGGGGGAAAUGACAUCCUCUUAAUAUCAACCAGAAUUUAGGUUAUAAGCAUUACGAUUCUAACAACGAUCACGUGUUGGACUUAUUUAGGACAAGUCAAGGACAGGGGUGACAGCUUUAAAAAAUGGCAGAGUAAUUGAAAAAGUGAAUUUCCAGUCAAAAUGACUCUCUCGGCUCUCCUAGUGUUAAAGGGUUACGUUUGUGGCCGCCUAGCCUACUAAUCUCCUGGUUGCUGAUCCAGAGAAGUUGCCAAGCCUGUUGUGAUUAUUACUGCUAUAUCAGGGCGUUUAUGUUCUAGUCUCAUAGUCUAUUAUUUAUAGGUCUACGGUUUAUUAUGUGUAGUAGGUCUGAGUUUUUUUUUUUCUCUUUUUUUCCCCACCUAAAUUUUAGUGGGCCCUGCCAUGAAUGGAUUUCUGCCUAUGCCACUGCCUGAACCCAUGAUUAUUAUUUUUUUGCAAUGUUAGGAAUAACGCCUCAUUCAAAGUAAAUUAGUUGAUCUAGAAAUGUCCCUCUGCUGAUGGCAUAGGCACCAAUAAUGACUGACGUUUUACUACACCAAUGUGCCUUUUCAAUUGGGAACUUCUCCUUUGCCCAAGCCCAAAUUGACUCCUAAACCCUUGCGACUCCGUGUAGAUGUGAGAGGAUUGGAUAGCUCUGGUAGCUCCACCUUGCCCUCUGGAUUUUCACCAUACAGCAAAUGCUCAUGGGUGUCCAAGGCUAGGGGCCAGGGGUUCAUUUGGAAUUGGGCCGUUUAUGGUGUGUCCUGUGUAUUGUGGCCAUAGACCAGGUGUGCUCAAACUUUUGGCCGUGGUGGGCCACGGGCUGAACGUAUAAGUAUUUAGGGAAAAAAAGUAAACAAUAGCUUUUUAGUAAGCAAACAUAAAAUCACACUUCAAACAUUGUAGCCAUAUAUCUUGAAACCUAACUCCAUUCUGAUUACCACCUCACAGGCAAGACGAUUUAGUGUGUGUCGCCCCCCCCCCCCCAGGCGCCACUGUACAAAUGUUGCCAUGACUUAUGCCAUGUUCAUAUGAUACGAGUGAGUGACUAAGUAAACAAUCAGUGGGAUGCCCCUGGUGGGUAGGGCCCCUGGGCACAUGCCCUGCCUGCAUGCCCAGUUGGUAAUUUGGUGACUAGCCUACUACAAGGUUUAGAUAGCUGGCUAGACUACCCUACCUAGCAAUAAAAACAUAUGUUACCGGACAUGGGCUACAUUACCAUGAGAGGCCAAACCAAAUGUUGUCGGCCCUGCCAUAGACCAUACUGUACACAGUAAUAAUUCUGUGAUUGAAUGUAAAGAGCAUAGUACAUAAAAUGCUUGUGUCCAAACUAUGGCUGUGUCUCAAAUGGCACCCUAUAUAAUACACUACCUUUGGCCAGAGUGCACUAUUUAGGGAUUAGGGUGUCUUUUGUGACGCAUACAAGGGUCUGGAUGCGUUUCAUUGUGUGCUUUUUGACAACACAGGAUCUUUGAAUGAGAUGGCUGAUGUGGGAUUUGUGAAUUUGCUCCGUCGUACUCCUUUUUAAGUGGCGAGAAUAACUUUGUAAAUAAAUGAAUAAAUGUGCCAUGAAUUGGAGUACAUUACUUCCA